UAGCAAGAAAUGUAAAAGUUUCUAAAUGAAUUAUAUUCUCCUUUUCUAUAAAUAUUACGUACAAGUUACACAGGCCAGAAAGCUGUAUAAAGUGCAUUCUCCAUCUUUGAAAGCUGAAUAUCAGUCAGCUGUCGCUACGAGAAGUGUAUGAUUGUUUGUUGGUCAGGCUUAAAUCCUUGCUAGUUAUAAAUGCUGCAUAUUUACAAAUUAAGUUAUAUUCGAUCAUUAAUAGAAGCUUUUGUUUCACUCCACGAGCCAAUGAGUCAUUCUCCCCUUUAACAAGAGAAUCGGGGUGCUGUAUCAAGAAACAGGCCUCGAUAGGCUUGUGUGCUUCCAUAAGCUAUUCAUGGGAAUCGCCAGGAGAAGUUGAGUGUUGAUUACUUCUGAAAGUUGAAGGGUGAAGAUGCAGCCUAGCUAAAGCUUACUUCAUUGUUAAUUAUUUCUCUGAGAGUGAGCGUUCUUUCAAGAUUGACGUUGAUUGAGAGAGUAACUUUUUGGAAUAUGACUCAGAAAUAAUCAAUUUCAGUCAUACAGGUAAAUUGAUAGUUAUCUUAGAAUUUCGUAUACAAUUUUUUGACAUAAAUUUACCGAUACCUUGAGUUUCCUCAAUUUGUCAGUCAAUUUCUUCAACAAAUUUGAGUUUUUUGGUCGUUAAAACCUUUCCAUAAAAGCGUAUUUUGUUCCCUUGUCAGAGAGGGCACUAUGAAUAGACACUGGUAGGAUGUGUGAACGUGCCAGAAAUGUUUUCUUUUCCUUCAUAGGGACAGCUCAGAAAUGCAUAGCUUGAGCUUAGUCGUGUGUUUCAUAACCAUACUGACUUCAUCAGCAUGUCAAGUAACGGAUGAGGCAGAGAAGACAUCAGAACCUGCUACGUGUGUUUAUAAGGGCUACGAAGAAGAAGUAUACGACCUUACAAGUUUGGCAAACACCAAUGAGGAGCCUAGGUUUGCAUUCAUAAUGCAUACACUUCUAUCGUUUUUUUAAAUUCUUUUCAACUGCAAUGCGCUAUUUAACCUUGCAUCAACUUCUAAUUGAACACGUUCAUGAAGCUGAAUGUAAGGUUUGAAACGUGGUAAAUAUCACCGGAGGAUUAUCACCAGGUAUUCCUAGUGACAAUUUUAGUUGAGGUAUAUUCGAUUACAAGAGCGUAUAUAUAUGAUAGAUUUUAAAUGAUUUUUGGUUUACAUACGAUGCAUGUCCAAUCCCAUGCUUGCAUGAUCAAAUAAUUCUAACAAUCAUUUGUCUCUUAUUCCUGAACAGAUUUUGCACAGAAGACCCCAUGGGUUAUAGCAUCAGCUAUAAUCCAUGCUUCUCUUUCAAAAUAGGACCGAGUAAGGAAACAAACCCAUGUAACUCUGGUGUGGCGGUAAGAAAUAAUUAAGGGAAACUCAGAAAGUAUUGUUUAGUCAGGAUGACAGAUGAAACAAAAAUUGAUUUCUCCCGUUAUUUAUAGUAGAUAGGAAGACGAGAAGUCGUUUUGUUGAAUGAUUCUGGACAGAAGAAUACUUGAGGCCACCAAAAGUAAUGUCAUUGGGACUUUGGAAUUCUGAAAAAUUAUGCCCAUUCCUUCUGACGUCCCCUGAGAAAAUGCUUGAGGUCUCUCGUCGAUGCGCAACUCAUUUGUAAAGAUCCUUAAUCAUUAGAAUAUUUACUUUAAACUUGAGAAAGGCGUGGUUUUAUUUCUAAAGAAUUUUCACCUGAGGCAAUUGGCCUAGAAGUUUUUUUUUUCUUACAUCGUGUUUUAUGGUAAAAACCUCCGUCAGACGGAAAAUAUAGUUUUGGGUGAUGAACAUUCCAACUCAUUCACUUGUUUCAGAUUUGUCGAUGGGUUGAAGGUCAUGAUGAUGCGUACGAUAAUAUUGGUAGUGUGGAGGUCGGCGCAUUUCGAUGGGGGAGGCAAACACCCGAAGAUAUAUUAUCAUCAGUGAGUAUUUGUAUUUACCCAGCGAAAAGAAAAUAGUAUAUUUUUUCAAGAAUCUUAUAGUUUCCUGUAGGAAGUAUGAGUUUUAGUUUCUUGCUCAGAGUGUAUAGGAUUGGGAUAAACAUGCAUUGGCUACUUUGGUAAUCAUACCUUAGGUAUCUUCCACGAAUAGAUAUUUUAUAUACGGUCAUAUAGUGUUGGCAUGAUAGCCAUCGAUAACUAACUUCUUACUAACCGAGCGUGAGGCCCUACUGGGGAAUAUUGGCCAGAGGUCGUGGCACUGACAGACGGCAGCAAAGUCCGUACAACAACGACAGAGGGCCAAUAUUCCCUUAUGCAACUCGAGCUAGUGAGGUAAGCGAGUAGUUUAUUAUAUGGUUGUCGGACCUAACUUGUUUAUUUUGGAUUUGUCUGCUUAUCACCGUUUCCAUCCCGGCCAAGUAAGAACCAAUCGGAUUGCUCAAAGUUAUCUCAGGACUAUUUUUCAAUAUAAUUAUGAUAAUUUCAUUAAUUUACCUGGUAAGUUUAUGGGUGGUGAGCUCCACUCUGUUUUGCUUUACGAUGCGCGAACUGGUUUUGAGUGGGUUGUUUUAAUUCUCUCGUGAGGCCAGCCUAAGUAAGAUAAUUCUAUGAUGGUAAGUGAAUUUUCCUAAUAACAAGUAAAAACAGUGAUUCAAAAUUCUUAAUCGAACUCGCGCCAAUUCUCCGCUCAUAACUCGUGGGAAAGUUCUGUUUCGUAUUUCUGUUCUACUCACAACUGAGUAAAAGUUGUACUUCUUAUCUCUGAGUUUGCCCAACCGACAUAAACAUAAUAAGAGAAUACUUCUACCGAGUAAUAUUGAAAUUAAUGGUUAUAUAUGCUGAAAAAGUAAUGCUCAUUCCUCAAAUUUGAAUUUCUUUUUUCCUUUCCUUCUAAGUUUCUUUUUAAUUUUUUUCUCAAAAAGAGCUCUUCAAGCCUUUACUACACGUUUUGGUUAGGUUUUUAGUUAAGUAUGCCAAGAAAAGAAGUUGGUUUCAUGUCAUCAACUCUUUAAGCUUAGCUGGACCCAGUAAACUCCGAUUUGGCUUUCUACGAUCCAGAGUUAGAGGCCCCUACAAUGCGAUGUUAGCAUACUCGUAGCUUACAUACUUUUGUGAUGUUAUGUUUUCUUUUCGUUCAGUUCGUCCAGUGGUAUUAACUGGAAAUCCACUGUAUCACUGGUGUGCAAUUCAUCUGAUGACAAAGGCCAUUUCAGAGCUGAGAAGUAUAAAAGUGCUGAUGAUGUUGUAAGUGACUGAAGGUCAUUGUGAGGGUAGUAAAGAAGUGAAGGUUAUUUGUAAGAGAAAUAUUAAGGAAAAAAGUUCACGCUUUACGUAAAAUAAAUUAGCUAUUUCACACACACAAAAUAUAUUUUUGCUGUGCUUUCCAAAAGCCAUGUAUAUAUAUAUAUAUAUAUAUAUAUAUAUAUGUAUAUAUAUAUACAUACAUACAUGCAUAUAUAUAUAUAUAUAUAUGCAUGCACGCACGCAUAUAUAUAUACGCACGCACGCACACACACACACACACACGCACACACACAUACAUACAUACAUACAUACAUACAUACAUACAUACAUACAUACAUACAUACAUACUGCCGAAGUAAACAAACACGGCGAAAAUAUGACUACUUCAAUAUUUUUGGGAAAAGAGAGGACGCCCUUCACAGAUCUCGAUAAGAUCCUUUUCCGGCUAUAAAAUGACGUGUUUGUAUUAAUUUUGAAGACAUUAAAAGGGGAUCAGUAAGUCAUGAAAUCCUUCUCAAUUUUCCCCUGUACAAUUUUAUAUCCAGAACGAGCGAUAUGAAAAAAAAACAAACAAAACAAAACAAAAUAUAUAUAUAUAUAUAUAUAUAUAAACAAAGAAACCGAGGUGUCAUUUCUGUCGAGCGAGGUACUUUGAGUUACUUACCCUACUGUUUAAACAUGUAAGCAGUGUGUCCAAGUUUUGUCCACGUUUUUAGUCGUAGUUUUACCUGCUUAGAGAGGCUUCACCACUGGUCAUUCACACCUACUCCAUAAAAUUACAAGGAAUACGAAGAGAGUAAUAAACUGUCUAUUACUGCAUUUAUCUCCAGGAAUUAAGUCUCUCCCAUAAGUGUGCCUGCCCGAAUAUGUGUCUAAUCAACCCUACAAGGAAACCCAAAACUACAGUUACCCCUGGUAAGUGAAAUCAUUUAACCAUUAUGUCGCAGCAUUUCACGAGAUUUUUGAAAUGUGCAAAGAAAAUUGGACAAUAUUAUAUUCUCUGGUUCCUCCUAGUGGUUCCUGUGGUCGCUGGUGUCAUCUGUUUAUUUGCUGUUCCUUUCAUUAUUAUUAUCUGGCGAUGUGUCAGGCCACAGCCUCCCAACAACAAUCCACCGCGUCCUAUCGAUCAGUUCGGAAACCAUUUCUUGAAUGACACUGAUCCAUCUGAUUAUGGUAGCACUAGCAACCCCCUCUCCAGUGCAAGUGAACCCACAUCGGGAAGUGGGUCGUCAAGUUUAACUAAACCCUCGUCAACGAACUCAUCGUCUUGUAAUGAUAUCAAAGUGUCUUCUAAAGAGAAUUCUAAAAGUAGUGAAAGGUCAUAUGUCUGUUGAAGAAGUCACGUUGGCGUGCUUAGCAGAUCGCUGUUUAGACCAUAGGAGAUCAUUUGGUUCCUCGCGAGCUGGAUGAAAUAAUUUUAUGGCGAUAAAACUGGAUAAUGCGAUUCAACUGUUUGAAAAGGGUAUUAAAAACAUAGCUCCAAUUUAGAGUGAAACUUUUAGAAUCGCUUCCAACCACAUUACAUUUUCAUAAUUAAUCCAAAAGCGAAAGCUCAGGGCGCCCGAACUAUAUAGUUAAUUCCUAUUACAAUACUUGUCAUUUGCUUUCACAGCAUACAACAACAUAUAAAGGAAAUAUAAUCGGUAUGUCAAGCUUUCCUAAGAUACGAAUUUUUAACUCGUGAAUUGCGCGCAUGCGCAAGAGUGAGUUGUAGAUAUGAUGUGAGAAUGGCACUCGCUUGCUCGCUCGAUUGGUCGAUUCCUGUAAACUUUUUUUCGAUUUUAGGCUUUUGAGAGCAUUUGAUAGUUUUCGGCGAGUAAUAAACAAACGAAACGGCGACCUUUGUUGCUAAGAAUAGUGGUGGGGUGAAAAAGAAGACAAUGAUAAUUUUAAAAGAAUUUAUUUUUUUCGUUUUAGUUUCAACAAGCGGCGCCAACGACAGGCAGGCGUGCGAGGAUUCACACUGAAAUAAGAGAACCUUCGUUUUUCAUAAAAUUGUAAUUUACAAUCCUUGCACUUGAAAACUAUCCGAAGAUUCAUUAAAAAUAUCACUUAUUCCAAAGCGCUCGGAGUUUACAAGUGUUCAAAAGCUUUUUCUGUUAUGGCGUGAGAUUGGGGACAAAAUCGAUCAUUACAUUUCGUAUCGUGUGUUUUUUCUGUUUGAAGUAACAAAAAGUGCCGGCGACUGACGAACUUACAGGUCAACACGAAAAUCAAAUAACACCUAAACAAAUAAUUUUGGCUUCCGAUUUUCAGUGAAUUUUUAAAGAACAAUUUUCUUUUAAGUUUCAAGACAAAUUGAAGAUUCAAAAUAAAUAUUACGUAUUAAAAUGCGAAAGUUAUACACCACAAAAUUGAUUACGAUCUGAGGUCGUCUUUCGAGCAACUUUUUUAUUUUAUUACACACAGGCUUUACAUGUAGUUACAGUGCAAGGUUUUCGCCAGCCAGCUUAGUCCUGAUUCUGCG
Molecule: messenger RNA, 5654 nt
Organism: Pocillopora meandrina
Lineage: Eukaryota; Metazoa; Cnidaria; Anthozoa; Scleractinia; Pocilloporidae
Source: the annotation of a GenBank genome assembly